Molecule: messenger RNA, 2146 nt
Organism: Phymastichus coffea
Lineage: Eukaryota; Metazoa; Arthropoda; Insecta; Hymenoptera; Eulophidae
Gene: Glob1
Product: globin
Exons: 4
Coding region: 798-1310 (170 amino acids)
Biological process (GO): oxygen transport
Cellular component (GO): extracellular region; hemoglobin complex
Molecular function (GO): oxygen binding; heme binding
Source: RefSeq, a predicted model, not a curated record
CAUUGACUCAAUUGGUCAACACGGGUUCGCCGAACGUGAAGAUAAUUAAUACUACUCGUAGACGUAGGAAAGCGAUAAAUCAUACUCUUUAAUUUGUUAUUGUCAGACGUGUAGAUAAAACAAACCGUGAUUGCGCGCACGAGGAAACUUGCAUCGUAAAUAGUUUUGAAUAUAAAUUUCACGUGCAAAUAUAACUCGUUCUAUGGCCACGUGAAAAUGAAGAAAAGUAGAUUCCUCUGUCGUGUGGCGUUUACGCCCGAGCGAGGCGAGAAUCUCUUCCCGAACAUAUAUCUAACGGCUUUUUUUUCACACGGCGUGUGCCAAAUUCGAUUUUGAGCGCACGCUUUUGACCGAGCGUGCGGCAUAGUCGCGCUUUGUGCACGAACUAUCAAAAAAGAAAUUAUUCGGGCGGCGAGGGAACUUCUCGACGCUGGUUAAUUAUUUGCUCUUGUCAAGCAACGGAAUGUCGACGAAUUCCACGGUGCAGUACUGUGGUAGCUAGUUAUAGUCUGGUGCUCGUCAAAAGCCUCUUGUCCAAUAAACCGUCGAUCUUCACGAUCUUUUCGACGGCUUGGCUCUUCUUUUUCGUAUUUUUCUUUUAGCAACGAAAAACGAAGAAUUAUCGAGAGUGCGAUAGAAAAAAAUUCAAUUUGCCGAGGCCGAUCGAUGGGUCUCGCGCGCUACGCGUGCAUUGAUUGUGCCAAUCAAAAUCUGCGCGAUUUCAAUUAAGGAGCCGCUUUGAUUGCACCCGAGAGAGGACUUUUUUCCACCCGACCUGCCUUUGUUCUUUUGCCUAAAUGGGUUCGUCACUGAGCCUGUUUUGGGGUUCAGCUAACGACAAUGUCGUCGAUCCAGCAACUGGACUGACCGGACGCCAAAAGAAACUUGUCCAAAGCACGUGGGCACUCUGCAGGAAAGAUCCCAUAGCCAGUGGCGUGGCUAUCAUGACGGCCUUCUUCAAAGCGCAUCCAGAUUACCACCAAGACUUCGCGGGUUUCAAGGAUGUACCGCUGGACGAGCUGCCAGGGAACAAAAAGUUCCAAGCUCACUGCCUCGCCGUGGUGACAACCCUGAGCAACGUGAUCGACUCGAUGAACGAUACGGAGCUCCUGGCAGCCAACCUUGUUAGCAUCGGCGAGAAACAUAACAAACGCGGACAAACCAAGCAACAGUUCCUCGACUUGAAAGAAGUUAUGAUGGAAGUUCUACGGCAGAAGUUGGGUGCCAAAUUCACGGCCGAGACGUCCGAGGCAUGGAACAAGACGUUGGAUGCAGCGUAUAGCAUUAUAUUUUCAGCUUACUCCACGUAAUGUUGGCCCAUCGUAAACCCUUCUCUUUCACCCCCAUUUCUCUCCCUCUCUCUCUCUCUCUCUUUCUUCCUCACUCUCUGUCUCUAUUUCAUACUCGUACACACAAAAAUAUGAAAGAAAAGCAAUUAUCGUGUUUCUGUACAAAUAUAUCAAACAAAUCGAAAAUGCAUAGCUUUGAUGUUCUCUCUCUAUUUUGCUGCUUGUUAUUUUACAUAAAAUUAUUGUACAUAAAGUUUAAUUGCUCUUGCGAAGAGUAUACCACUUCACUGUUUUGUUGCUCGUGUAAAAAAAGACUCGGUCGGUAACAUACUAAUUUCGGACUCGCUGGGAAAAAAAUAGUAUACGCACCCCGGUAGCGAAAUUGACAAGCCCACAGCACGUAUUUGACAACAUCGGCUUUGCCUCGCUUGUCAAACUUACCAAUACUUUCCCGGCCUAGGCAUGUAAUCUACUAUUCCCCGUCUCUCUCUGACCGAGCGAUCGAUGAAAUCGCUUAUUCCCAUUAUCCCCGUCUGUUGUGUGUAUGCGUGUCUAUGUAUACGUCGUUGUUGCGUCUUUCGUUUUGUACUCUCGAGCACAAUAGAUGCCUGCGCGACACUUUUGUUGCCAGAAAGAGAGAGAGAAUGAGAGAGUGAGAGCGGGGGAGACGUGGAGCGAGAGCGAGAAAGAGGGAGAGAGGGAGGAAAAGAGAGAGAGAGAGCGAGCUCUUAUUGUUUUGUCUCGCGCACGCGUCUCUCUCUCUCUUUCUCUUACACACACACACACACACACACACACACACACACACACACACACACACACACACACACGCGCGCGCGCGCGCGCGCGCGCAACAC